AUGGUUGUCUCAUACUGCUAUUCUGUGGAACUGGAUUCUAGAUCACCCACCAAGGAAGCAACAGCCAACAACAGUGCCCCAGUAGCAGCCGCUGCACCAGCCAAGCCUGCUCCUCCCACUGCUGCCGGUGGGCCUCCAGCACGUCCUGGGCCACCUGCCAAACCCCCCCCUCCCGCCAUCACCCCCACUGCUCCAGCCCCUGCCGCUAAAGCUAACAAUGCACUUGAUGAUGGUUUCUUGUUGGACCUGGACCCAAUGUCCUCUUCAUCAACAGGGGGCGCAGCAGCCUCCUCCCUAAUAACCAACUGGGGAGAUCUCUUGGCUGAUCGAGACGGUCCGGCUGCCGUGGCUGCGGGCCCUGCUGCUGAUGCGUUUGCUGGAUCUGACCCCUUCGCCACGACAGAGGGAUCUACCAGCAUGGCACCAGAGCUGGACCUUUUUGCCAUGAGACCGACUGAAUCGGACAGCGCCGCCUCUGCCCCAGCUACUCUCACUCCUCCUUCAUCCAGUGAGGCUCCGACCAUCGCUGCUCCCAUUGCUGCCCCUGCUGCCCCUGCCCAAUCCACAACCUCCACUACUACUAUUACUACUACAACAACUGACAAAGCUACCACAGAGUCCACAGCCGCUCCCAGUAUAGACCUUUUUGGUGAUAUGUUUGAUUCAAUGCCUGAGCAAAGCCCUACCACAGAAUCCAAAGCUGCUACCACUCCUAGUGUAGACCUUUUUGGUGCAGACACGUUUUCAGCAUCAACGCCCUCAUCGACACCAGCUUCAGCCCCUGCUGCAGCCCCUGCUGCAGCUGCCCCAGCUGAAGCCACUGCCCCAAAGGCAACUACUCCCCCCAAAACAGAGCCUGCCCCCGUCAUUGACCUACUCGACACCUUUGGCAGCCCAGUAGAUGAGACCAAAACAUCUGCUCCUGGUGGAACUGGUGAAGACCUAUUAGGAGGUCUGAUGUCCCCCACCCUGGCUCCUACAACAGUCCCUCCCUUGGCCCCAGCUCCAGCUCUGGCCCCUGCACCAGUUCAGAAUGACCUCCUGGAGUCUGGUUUUGAUGGUCUGGACUCUCUCUCUCUCUCUCCCACUCCUCCUGUCCCUGCAACCAUCUCGGCUGUGCCCCUCAUUCCAGGUGCUACAGCCACAGAACCAGCAGCAGCAACAACAGCGCCAUCUGGUGGAUUUGAUCCAUCAAUGUUUGGUGGAUUAGGCGACUUGCUGAUGCCUGCUGUCACACCACAGAGCACAGGAGGCAGCACCACGGGCAGUACAGCGGGCAGUGUGGGCACUCCUGCCUCUGCUCCCAUGACUGCCACCCCUCCCCUCACUAAAACUAUCUCAGAGGACCUGGACUCAUCACUCGCCAAUCUGGUGGGAGAUCUUGGAGUCAAGAAAAAGGAUCCUUUUGGUGAGAAAAAGCUGACAGGAGGUGCUAACUGGACUCCCCAAGUAGCUCCACCCACCUGGACAGCCCCAGGCGCCCCACUGGCUCCUACAGCAGCUCCAGGAGCCCCAGGAACAGUGCCCCCGGGUGGACCCAUGGUGCCUCCUAUGCAGCCAGGAUUUGGACUGCCACCCGCAGGAGCCCCCGGAGCUCCAAUGAUGCAGCCAAUGAUAGGGCAGCCUUUAAUGGGACAGCCCAUGAUGGGGCAGCCCAUGAUGAGACCCCCCUUUGCUGGAGCACCCGGAGCGGCUCCACCUGGAGCACCGCUCUCCCCAGGACUUGCAAGUCAAAGUCCCAAGAAACCCAAGGACCCUCUGGCAGAACUCGAUCUCAAGGACUUCUUAUAACCUCCUGGACCCUCUCUCAUCCACCUGGUGUCUGUGAACAUCUCAGGACUCCAGUCACUGCUCCUCUGUCCCUCUGUCCACCUCGGUAACUCUGCUCCACCAUCCUCUCUCCUGUGUGAUGUCGUAGCACAAACUGUGAAAGUGAACCAUAGCAGAUAUCUAUGAAAAUAUAUUAGUGAGAAAAAAACAUGUGUGUGCUCUUGUAGAUGUUACUAAUCUUUUGUCAAAUCCACAAACUUUGGAGGAAAAAGUUUUAAAAAAAAGUUGAGAGAAAGUGAAGGCGAAUCUGUAUGUGUUUAAAGUUAUUUCUAGUGCUGAGUUGAAUGAUGGAUGUGCUUUGGUGUCUCAUGCUCCACCCAUAACUGUAUCUGCUCAAAGAGGCAGGCUUUUUCAUUGUCUCCCCACUCUGAUUGGAUAAGAGUGGUUAGAUUUUGGUCAUGUGAUGUUUACAGAGCGGUCCUCAUUGAUGUAUAUAGAUUUCCUGAUUUGAGGAUUAUUAUGUCUUUACUCUGUAUGUCUGUUGAAGAGAAUUAAAUAAUUGUGAAUCUGAAGAAAAUGUAAGAAAUUGUGUAAUCUAUUUCCCGUCUGCUAAAUUAUUGAUAUAGUGAAUAAAUGACAUCUAUGGGCUUCUUAAUUAUUCAAGACCAGCAAUUUCUGUUGUGUUUAUUUAAAGUCGUGGCUUAUUUUUGAUUGUUUUGUCUUUUAUGUAUUAUUUUAUUCUGUUGUUUUGUACAGUAGUCCUCAGUCAGCUGCAGAUUUGUGAUUUUGCAAUUUGGGACGAUAUCUCCCAAUAAUAAAAUAAUAAAAAAUCUACUGACAUUUUAAGACAAUAUAAGUUGACACUGAUCAUGUUUGCUUGUGAUUUCAAUACAAUACAACUCAAAUGUCCCUAUAAUGUUCAAGGCAGUGUCUUAUGCCCAACACAGCUGGACAAUAAUAAGUUAUUUUUCUUUAAUAAAAAUGCCUUUUAGUCCAGAAUUAUGAGAAUGCAAAUAAAUCUGAAAUAUGUGUGGACAAUGCAAAGAAUUAACAAAGAAAUGGUGCCUGAUAAUGUGUGUAGUACAUACAGCAGACAACUCAACCAGUAAUACACUUAAUAAUAUUGUGUACUUUUGUUCCUGUUGAAUCUCAGUGGCCCAUGUUGUUAAGGUGGACUGGCUUUGGCCAGUGACAUCACAGUCUUUGUGUUACCAAAAGUAUGUUCAGUGCUUGGUUGUGAGAAUCUGAUGUUACUUGGAGAAAGUUGUGGGAAAUUAUACACAUUUUACAAAUACUAAAACUGUAUUUUUCUUCAGUUGUAAAGUUAUUUUCAUUACAAUGGCCCAAACCCUAGUGCAUGUAAGCCCUAUGAGAUGCAAUA
This is a messenger RNA of Boleophthalmus pectinirostris (great blue-spotted mudskipper), 3151 nucleotides long. It is a transcript of the gene snap91a, whose product is annotated as synaptosome associated protein 91a. The coding region runs from base 1 to 1791 and encodes 596 amino acids. NCBI's taxonomy places the organism in Eukaryota, Metazoa, Chordata, Actinopteri, Gobiiformes, Gobiidae. The record is from RefSeq and is a predicted model, not a curated record. The transcript has 18 exons.